Messenger RNA from Lachnellula hyalina, 1557 nucleotides. RefSeq names its product DNA damage-binding protein. Gene Ontology annotation, biological process: regulation of DNA damage checkpoint. The transcript is spliced from 2 exons. The record is from RefSeq and is a predicted model, not a curated record. Bases 1 to 1557 code for a protein of 518 amino acids. Gene Ontology annotation, molecular function: protein binding; DNA binding. Lineage: Eukaryota; Fungi; Ascomycota; Leotiomycetes; Helotiales; Lachnaceae. Gene Ontology annotation, cellular component: nucleus.
AUGGCUCCCGUAAAGAAGGAAAAGGCCGAGAUGAGUGCCUUCGAGCGCAUGCGUCUGGAAAAUAUGUCCGCGAACCAGGAGAUAUUGAAAGACAUGAGCGACAGCGCAGCAAAGCUCAUGCCCAAACCCGCCAGCCGCCCUAAAUCGAAACCCACAUCGGCCAGGAAAAAAGCCACCCCAAUAAAGCGCGAAGACGCUCGACCUACGCGUACGAGUUCUCGACUGGCGGGCGUGGAAGCAGACUCCGAGACCGCGAAGCGGAAAGCUGAAGUCGAGUUCGAGUUCGCAAAGGAGCAAGCGAAGGCGAAGAAGCAGCGCAUUUCGGGAGAUCUAAAUUUUAGUGAUAUUGUCGUUGAUGGUAAAAACUUUAGCAAAGAUGAGGGGUUUUUGCCUGGGAUUAUGAGAGGCGCGAAACCGAAUGUCAGGACAUUUACAGAGGAGGAUGUCAAGGAGACUACGGAUGAAGGAUUGAAGGCAUUGAGGGAGAAUAUGGGAGGACUGGAACUUUAUGAGGCGUUUGAGCCGAACCAGAUCAAGAUUACACCAGAGCGAGUAUAUUCACUGGGAUUUCACCCUUCGCAGGAGAAGCCACUUGUAUUUGCUGGUGACAAGAUGGGGAACGUGGGAAUCUUCGAUGCUUCUCAAACACCGCCAGAAGUCAAAGACGAAGACGACGAGGAGGAAGUCGAUGAUUCCGAGCCAGCGAUUACUGCUUUGAAGCUUCAUUCGAGAACAAUUACAUCCUUUGUAUUUCCACCAGAUGGAAACCACGUAUAUUCAGCAUCUUACGACUCGUCUGUCCGCAAGUUUGAUCUCCAGAAAGGCGUUGCAGUCGAAGUUUUCGCGCCUGAAAAUCCCAAUGAGGACUUGCCCAUUUCGAGUAUCGCCAUCCCGUACACAGAUCCCAAUAUCUUGAUCUUUUCUACAUUAGAAGGAUCUGUUGGUCGGCAUGAUAUGCGAACCCCCAACAGCACUGAGAUAUGGCAGCUUACCGAGAAGAAAAUUGGUGGAUUUUCUUGUCACCCUUUGCAUCCACAUCUCCUAGCAACUGGCUCUUUGGACCGGACCUUAAAAAUCUGGGAUCUACGGAACAUCAAAGGAAAAGGAGAUGAUAAGGUACCUAGCUUGGUGGGAGAACAUGAAUCACGGUUAUCUAUCUCGCAUGCGUCAUGGUCAGCUGGCGGUCACGUAGCAACUUCAUCGUACGAUGAUACCAUAAAGAUUCAUUCUUUCACUGAUGCUGGAUCGUGGAAGGUCGGCCAUGACCUGGAUGCUGAUGCAAUGGAGCCUACAGCAACAAUCAGACACAACAAUCAGACAGGUCGUUGGGUUACAAUUUUGAAACCACAGUGGCAGGAGAGACCGGAGGAUGGCAUCCAGAAGUUUGCUAUUGGGAAUAUGAAUCGAUUUGUCGAUUUAUUCAGCGCAGAUGGAGAACAGCUGGCACAGCUGGGCGGCGACGGGAUCACUGCUGUUCCGGCUGUGGCACACUUUCAUCCGACGAAAGACUGGGUUGCAGGAGGUACUGCUAGCGGAAAGUUAUGUUUAUGGAUGUAA